GACUUUUAUUUGUGGAAUCAUCACUUCCGGUUUGGCGACGUUCGCGUGGUAAAGAUGGCGGCGCCCUGUGAGCUGUUUUGCUGGAAGGCUGGUUUGGGGUUACCCUCAGUAGACACAGACAGUCUCAUCGUUCUGGCAUACGCUCGCUUUGCUGGAGCCCCGCUGAAAAUUCACAAGAUCUCCAACCCCUGGAGAAGCCCUACAGGUUCACUUCCAGCUCUCAGGACCAGAGAGGAGGGAAGCUGUUCUCAACCCAGUCAGAUCAUCAUACAGUUGAGAAAACAGAAAUACAAUGCAGACUACGAUCUCUCGGCCAAAGAGGGCGCAGACACGCUGGCCUUCAUCUCGCUGCUGGAGGAGCGACUUUUACCUGCGCUGAUAUACGCUUUAUGGAUCGAUUCUAAGAACUACGUGGAGGUGACGCGACGCUGGCACGCAGAGAACAUCUCCUUCCCCCUCAACUUCUUCCUGCCGAGUCGCAUGCAGAACAAGCAGUUGGAGAGACUCCGUCUUAUCCGAGGAAACGCUACGCUGGAGUCGGGAGAAGAGGCUGAGAAAGAGCUUUACCGUGAUGCUCUGGAGUGCUUGAAUCUUCUUUCUCAACGUUUGGGGUCAAACAAAUUUUUUUUUGGAGAUUCGCCCUCUUCUCUGGAUGCAUACGUGUUCGGUCAUUUAGCCCCAAUUAUUAAGAUUCAGCUGCCCAACUGUCGACUGCAACACCACUUGAAACAUCUGGACAACUUGAACACAUUUUGCAGUACCAUUCUGAACCUGUACUUUCCCAGCGAGAGUCCUGAGGGAGUUGGCCGCCCAGUGUCCCAAGCACAGCAGGGAAGCGACUCGGACAACGAGCCAUACAAGAGACGCAAACAGCUGCUGUCAGUGCUGGUUGCCGUGGCAGCGAUGUUGAGCUAUGCUCUCUUCACUGGCAUUGUUGCUAUUGAGCAUGUUCGUGAGGAGGAGCCUGGAGGCCACGCCUCUCUACAGGGCCCCGUCCAUGAGGAAGAGGAGGAGUAAAUGAAAUUAGGACUUACUAUCAGUUGCGCUGGGAGCGGUCACUUUUUCAAUAAGGAGGAACUCGUCUGUGCAACCAUAUGUUGUUAGAACUUUAUGUAUUAUUUAUUUGUUUAUUUGAGCUUUAAUUGCAUGAUGAUCUUUAAUCUUAUAUUUAGACUGCUUUCAUUUUUCAUACAGCUGUACUGUUGCUUGCAUCUAUCAACUGGUCAUUUGUUCACAAGUGUUCAUUUGUUUUUCUACCAAAAAUAAACAGGGCAACUGUUUAUAGAUGCUUUUUAAGGAACUUAAAAUUGAGAUCAGAUGUGAAAGCACUUAAAACCAAGCGAUGAAAGAUUUCGGCACUUUUCAGCUGAGGGUUUUAUUGCAUUAGUUUUAGACCCUUUUGAUAACUUUAUAGUCUCUGAUAAUGAGAGAUAUAAAUCUGUUUGUUCUGUUGCCUUAUUUGUUCCCUAUAGUUUUAGACUGCCGCUUUAAAGGUGCAGUGAACUGGCCGUUUUUAUUUUUUUAUUCUAUUGUCUGAUGUCUACUUAUGAUGUUCGCAUGGUUUUUACAUUCGAAAACAUCAAAAUCAAUAAGUAAUAGGCUAUUUUCUACCCUGGUUUUGAGGCCGGCUGGAGAAACGCUCGGUUUUUAAGGGUGGGCCGCAUAGAAGACUUGGAAGUAAACGCCCACUGCUAUGAUUGGAUAGCAGCUUGCGUAGUUGACUUAGUUUGAGCCUUCUGUGAAUUUGGUUAGACACGUAACGUUACGUAACGUGAUUUUACUCAAAUUUACGGACUUAUUUCCCAGAUGUGAUGGCAAGGCUUUGCGUAUAGUUUGUAUAGCACAGCACUGCUUUUUAAUUUUAGUCUCUCCGCAAAGACUUGUUCAAGGAAUCUGCGUUGAAAUGAAGCGAACAAGCGCUCAACGUUUUCCCCACGUGAGCUGGAAUGUCUUUAAAAAUGAACUUCAACCACGCAUUCCUCCUGUCGGAAUUUCAGUAACAAGGGCGUUUUCAGGUCUGACACUUACAGGAUGUUCGCUUGAAUACGAUUCCCUCUUAUAUAACAAAAGCUCGGGUUAAAAUUGUGGUCCUAGUUCACUGCACCUUUAAUGCAUUCUUUAUUUGCUACCUUUUCAAGUCAGUCUUUCUGCCAUCAGUAUCGGUCUGCUGUUGUAAUUGAGAUAUAAACUCGAAUGUUAUUGAUGCUAUUAAGAGAAGUAGAAAAUGACAAAAAUCCUGAAAUAAAAAUAGUGCCCCUAAAAUGACCAUGCAAUGUCCCAUAUCAUAAUUCUUCUAUGGACCACAAAGAUUUGAACGAACGGACCUAUGAUGCAUAACCAUAAUGAAGCGUUAUUCUUUACUACCUUAGUGAGCUAUUUCUAUCUACAUACACCACACGGGUUGUAUGGUAUUCACCAGAGCAGUUGAAAAACAGAGUUACGACAGAUACUGUAUAGACGUCUGUUGGAAGAAUGGAAUGCUGGUAACUCAUGUCAUGGAGUGACCAAUUAGUUCCAAACACUGCACCGAAGCCCAUUCAUUUCAAUGUCUCCCAAACGCAUUUGCUGUACAGUUGGUGAAAUAACGGCAUGUUUAUCUUAUAUUCACAGAACUUAUGAAUAUAAGAUAUUCAUAAGAUCAUCUUAUAUUCAUCUUAUAGAUCAUCUUAUAUUCAUAUUACUCCCCAGACAAAAUGCUGCUAUAAAUGUAGUCAACGUAGUAUUCAGUGCACACAAUGUGGUAAUAUAUUUAGCAAAAAUUAUGCAAAUAUAGUUGCUGUUAUCGGUCUCGCUAAAAUCCAUUUAAAUAGGUUGACAGCACGGAUUUGUUUGGAACUAUUGAGGGCUCCAUGAACCACGUGACCACACGGCGGCGAGAUCGAUGCUGUGUCCAAUAUCGCCUACUUCCAUACUAUAUAGUAGGCGAAAAUGAGUAUGAGUCAUGAAUAGUAUGCAAGAAACAAUAGGCGAGAAAUACCCGGAAGGUCUAACUUCUGACGAGAUUCGCGAGUGUUCUCUAUCCCAUGAUGCCACGGAGCUGAGCAACGGUCAAAUUUCAAAAGCAAAUCAAAUAAAUAUAGCGGAAAACUUUAAGGCGGACGUCUGUUUUUAAUACAAGUGCCAAUAAAUUAAUAUAAUAGUUUUCCUGUAGCUCAGUGAUAAGAGCAUGGCAUUAACAAACACCAAGGUUGUGGGUUUGAUCCCAAGGAAUUGCACAUAUUUAGAAACAAAUGUAUAGGAUAAUGCAAUGCAAGUCGCUUUUAAGCUUCUGCCAAAUGCAUAAAUGUAAAUGUAAAUGAAUUUCUCGUGACUAAAUUGUUUUUAUCAACGCUCACGUAUAGGUUGUUGUUAAUACGUCAUAGGUCAAAGAGCAUAUGGGUUACAUGACCAUAAAACAUGGCGGACGCAGUAUGGCCAAAAUGUAUUCAUACUACUCCCACUCAUAGAACGUACUGUUUUAAUGGCUGAUAGGUAGGUACUUAUUCAAAUUCAGUACGUACGGUCACAGUAUGCGAUUUCGGACGCAGCGCGAGUAUUGUAACUCAUAUUCAAUGGCUCUGGUAUUCACCAUGUUGUUUAUACAGUAGCCCUAAACUGACAAACUGCUAACGCGUAUCGUAAAUACAUUAUCUCCUUCGGUAAAGAAGCGAAAAUGUGAAAACAUCUUUGUUUUGUGUCAGCCGCUGUAGUGCUUCAAAAGGGAGGGGGGAGUGAGCCGUUGGUUUCAAAAUCCUCACCACUAGAUGCCGCUAAAUGUCAUGCACUGGACCUUUAGUUAAUAAAAUAAUUUUUGGUGGAACUAAACCUAUGACAGCGAAACAUGUCUAAAACUAUAAAUUAUGUGAUAGUUUGCGCAAACUGAGGAGACGGAUUAUUAAAACCAAAGAUGCUGUUGAAACAUCUUGCAGACAAACCACAAAGCUGGCUUGACAUUGUUAUUAGAGUUGCUGUGAAUUACUAUGAGGUCCAGUUUUAAAUGCAGUUAAAACAAAUUUUGCUUUCUUAUAUGAACUCAUGUAUUAGAGAAAUAAUGCACCAUGUCUAUAGAUUAACGAAGAUGGCCAAUAAAUAUCCAGGAAAUGUUUGUUUGCGUAAUGCUUCAUGCAAAAAUCCAUUCACAAGUUACACUUAAAGAUAUGUAUGUUUGUUGAGAAAUAAGUCAAAGUUAUCUGUUUUGCUUAAGGAUAGGAUUAUGUAGUCUCGCUCAAGAAAUCUAAACUCUUCAUACUGGACAGUCAUCUGUUCGUCUCUUCUCUCUGGGUGUUAUGUGCUGUAUAUUGUUAAUGGAUUUCUAUUUUCAUAAUUUAAGGGACAAAUAAACAGCGUGUGUCCUGGUUUUGUGUUGAGCUUUAUCAUUUGCAGACUAUGCAUUGAUGCUGAUGCAAUUGCAAGCAGCUCUUUUGUUUUGAGAUGUAUCUUUGAAUAAAAUCCUUAGUGUCUAGA
Messenger RNA from Triplophysa rosa, 4443 nucleotides. RefSeq names its product metaxin 1a (gene mtx1a). Bases 55 to 1017 code for a protein of 320 amino acids. Lineage: Eukaryota; Metazoa; Chordata; Actinopteri; Cypriniformes; Nemacheilidae. Gene Ontology annotation, biological process: mitochondrion organization. The record is from RefSeq and is a predicted model, not a curated record. The transcript is spliced from 8 exons. Gene Ontology annotation, cellular component: SAM complex.